UAAACUAUGAAUCACCCAAAGUGAAGGCAAAGAACUGAUGAAUUUACAAAAAAAACAAACAUUCACUACUCGUUUUAACUCGUAUAACUCGUGUUGUGACACACAGAACUCUGAAAUGUGGCCCAACAGCUUUUUCUUGUUCGGACAAAUCAAACUGUUUCAGCGUUAAAGCUGAAGCUGCUCUGCCUGUGUUCAGUGUGUUGAGUAAUCGAGUGAUCUACAGUUCUGAUAUGAGGAUUCAGAGGAGGAUCUCUCUCUCUCUCUCUGGGAGGGUCUGAAGCUCCACAAGUAAACACUGACUGACCGUCCUGAUGAAGAUGGACAUGGAGGUUCUUACUGAAUAGCGAGGAAAGGGUUACCAGUACACAACAGCAAAGGAGGAACUGUGUCCAUAAAGAUUGACCAUUCAAUCAUGGAACCUCCUGGAUUCAGUAGUAGUGAAGGACAGUCAAGUUGUGUCUCAAUGAAGAGUGACCGGUCCCUUCCAGAACCUCCUGGAUUCAGUAGUGGUAAAGGACAGUCAAGUUGUGUCUCAAUGAAGAGUGACCGGUCCCUUCCAGAACCUCCUGGAUUCAGUAGUGGUAAAGGACAGUCAAGUUGUGUCUCAAUGAAGAGUGACCGGUCCCUUCCAGAACCUCCUGGAUUCAGUAGUAAAGGAGGAUCAAGUUGUGGCUCAAUGAAGAGUGACCGGUCCCUUCCAGAACCUCCUGGAUUCAGUAGUAAAGGAGAAUUCUGCUGUGUGUCCAUAAAGAGGGAAAGAAAACUUUCUGAUCUAGACCAGUGCUCUUCAGAAGCAGUUCUGCAACCACAAAACACAGAUUUACUGGUAGAGGGAGAUAGAUAUCUGCAGAAGACACAAAAGGACAGGCAAAUGGUCGUGGAGAGGCACAAAACCAGCAUGAAGAAAAAGUAUGAGAGCUUAUUUGAAGGAAUUAAGACAAAAGAGAACAGAACCCUUCUGAACAGGAUUUACACUCAGCUCUACAUCAUAGAGGGAGAGAGUGAAGGGGUGAAUGAAGAACAUGAGGUUUUAAAAAUGGAGAAAACACAAAGGAAACACCUACAGGAUACUCCAAUCAACCUCCCCGAUAUCUUCAAACCUCUACAAGCUCUUGAUGAAGAAACAAAAAAAGAGAACAGUGAAGCUGGGAUGGCUGAAGGCCUCAAAGGUAAUGAAAAGCCAAAUGAUAAAGAACCAAAUGUGCCAGAUCUCAGAACAGUGCUGACUAAAGGAAUUGCUGGAAUUGGAAAAACUGUCUCUGUGCAGAAGUUCGUUCUGGAUUGGGCUGAAGGAACAGCCAAUCAGGAUGUAGAUUUCAUGUUUGUUCUUCCAUUUCGGGAGCUGAGCUUGAUUAAAGAUAAACAAUGCAGUCUUCAUGAACUUCUCUGUGUCUUCUACCCUGAACUCAGAGAUUUGGAUCCAAAGAUCUACAAAGAGCACAAAGCUGUGUUCAUAUUUGAUGGACUGGAUGAAAGCAGAAUUACAAUGAACUUUUCCAUCUGUGAGAAAGUGGCAGACAUAACCACAAUAUCAUCAGUGGGUGUGUUGAUGACCAACCUCAUCAAAGGAGACCUGCUUGCCUCUGAUCAAAUCUGGUUGACCUCACGACCAGCAGCAGCCAAUCAGAUCCCUCCUCAGUACAUCAACCGUGUGAUGGAAAUUCAGGGAUUCAGUGAUCCACAGAAGGAAGAGUACUUCAAAAAGAGGAUCAGAGACCAAGUUCAAGUCCAGAAAAUCAUCUCCCACAUUAAGAAUGUGAGGAGCCUCCACAUCAUGUGUCAUAUUCCCGUCUUCUGCUGGAUCUCAGCCACUGUUCUUCAACGAUUUAUCAAACAGCAUCACACAGAAAUCCCCAAAACUCUGACUGAAAUGUACAUCCACUUUCUGCUCACUCAGACCAACAUGAAGAAUGAGAAGUAUGAUGAGAAAUGUGAGAGAGACCCAAAGAAACAGAUGGAAUCCAACAGAUCCAUGCUUCUGAAACUGGCUGAACUGGCAUUUAAACAGCUGAUGAAUGGCAAUGUGAUGUUUUAUGAGGAGGACCUGACAGAGAUCAGCAUUGAUGUCACUGAGGCUGUGAAUUGUGGGGUCUUUACCGAGAUCUUUAGGGAGGAAUGUGUGAUUUACCAAAGAAAGGUCUACAGCUUUGUGCAUCUGAGCUUUCAGGAGUUCCUGGCUGCUGUGUAUGUGUUUCACUGCUACGAAUGCAAGAACAUGGAAGAACUGCAGAUGUUUCUACAUUGUGGUCAUCAUGAUGACACAAGUCCAUCUAUGAUACAAAAGUACAGGACUUUAUCUAAGAAGGUUUCAUUGGAUGAGCUGCUAAAGGACGCAGUAGAUAAAGCCCAAAUGAGUCAGAAUGGUCACCUGGAUCUUUUCCUCCGAUUCCUGCUGGGCAUCUCAGUGAAAUGCAAUCAGAGACUCCUAAGGGGUCUACUGACCUGCAAACACACCAGCUCGAAGAAAGUGACGCGGCAUAUCAAAAUUGUAAUACAAAGCGAUCACAUUUCAUCCGAGAGGUCCAUCAAUCUGUUUCUCUGUCUGUCAGAAAUGCAUGACCAGUCUCUCUCCAAAGAGAUUGAAGAGUAUCUAAAAUCAAAAAAAGGAAAGAAGCUCUCUCCUGGACAGUGUUCAGUACUAACCUGUAUGCUACUGAUCUCAGAGGAGGUUCUGGAAGAGCUGGACCUGAAGAACUACAACACUUCAGUGCAGGGUUAUAGGAGACUGAUCCCAGCUGUGACUGUCUGCAGAAAAGCUCUGCUAGUUGGCUGUGAUAUCUCAAUGGACUCCUGCGGUACACUGGGUUUAGUUCUACAAUCAGAAAACUGCUUGAAAGAGCUGGACCUCAGUAACAACGACCUGCAAGAUUCAGGAGUGGAGCUGCUCUCUGCUGGACUGAAGAGUUCACACUGUAAACUGCAGAUACUCAGACUGUCUGGGUGUAUGGUUACAGAGAAAGGCUGUUAUUCUCUGGCUUCAGCCCUACAUUUAAACCCUUUCCAUCUGAGAGAACUGGAUUUGGCCUAUAAUCACCCAGGAGAGUCUGGAAUGAAGCUGAUUACUGACCUGUUGAAGGACCCACACUAUAAACUGGAUACAUUCAGGAUGGAGCACGGAGGGGAGAUCAGGAUAAAGCCGGGACUGAGAAAAUAUGUCUGUGAUCUGCUUCUGGACCCGAACACAGCAAACUCCUGGCUUCUGCUGACUGAAGGGAACAGGAAGGUGAUGCGUGUCUGGAAGGAACAAUCGUAUCCGGAUCAUCCAGAAAGAUUUGAUUACUAUAAGCAGGUUCUGUGUACGAGUGGUCUGACUGGACGCUGUUACUGGGAGGCUGAGUGGGUCGGGACAGGGGCCGGUAUAGCCGUAACGUACAGAGGGAUCCCCAGGAAAGGAGACGAUAACGACUGCAUGUUUGGAUGCACUAAACAGUCCUGGUGUCUCUACUGCCAUAAUGGUAAAUACUCUCUCUGGCACAAUUACAAAAGGACUUCUUUACCUGCACCACGUUUCACAUCCCACAGUGUAGGGGUUUAUCUGGACUGGGCAGGCGGCAUACUGUCCUUCUACAGCAUCUCACCAAAAACCCUGAUGAUGAUCCAUCUACACACCAUCCACACCACGUUCACCGAGCCGCUCUACGCUGGGGUUCUGGUUAUAGAUAACUCUCCGGUGCAGUUAAAUGCUUGGGAUACAACAGGCUUCUAGGUCCUGGAAGAACACAGGAUGAACUUCCAACUAGAAUCUAGGAAAAAUAUUUCAAAGUCUUUUUUUUCUCAGUAUGAAACUUACUGCAUGCAUUAAUUACUGUAAUCAACAUAUAAUAUGAAAAUGGUUCAUCUCACAUAUUUGCAACAGCCACCCCCUGUAAAAUAAAACUAAAACAAAAUUGCAAUGUCAUAUUGUACUGCUGUGUUUUAUAUGUUGGUCUUAGUAGUGAGACAUUAAAAAAAAAAGUUUGAACAUGUAUUUUUUUAUUUUAUGAAAAAGAGUGAAUUAUCCUAGUUGAAACAUUACCUGUUACAGGUAAGGAACACCAUUGUACUAAAUAUUGAUAGAAUAAUUAGUUUCCCUCUCAUUUUGAAUUCAAGUUUCCAGUCCAACAGUAAAAUCCCAAUCUGAGGAAGAUUUUCUCGCUUUACUUCAUUUUACCUGA
Messenger RNA from Astyanax mexicanus (Mexican tetra), 4154 nucleotides. RefSeq names its product NLR family CARD domain-containing protein 3. The transcript has 8 exons. Gene Ontology annotation, molecular function: protein binding. NCBI's taxonomy places the organism in Eukaryota, Metazoa, Chordata, Actinopteri, Characiformes, Acestrorhamphidae. The record is from RefSeq and is a predicted model, not a curated record. The coding region runs from base 413 to 3706 and encodes 1097 amino acids.